AUGGGCGGGCAACACUGCUGUUUCUCCCACGCUGGGACGAGGAUCGGCACUUUUGCAGUGUUUCUCUUCUUCUUUGCUCUUCAUGUUGCAGGCGCUGGUGUACGCUUUAGGGGCAGUGUGUAUCGCGGCCUUGCCGAAGAAACACUGCGUGUGGGGGGCGCAACGUUCAUGGUCCAGGCGGUUUUCCCAAUUUUUAAAGGGUACGACGAGGCUCAUUUAAAGGAUCUGUUGGCCGAGAUACUUUCUGUGAGCUAUGUGGUGAGUGAAGACGGAGCCAAACGGGAGAUGCAGGUCACCUCCAACUCGUGGUUGCGGCAGCUUCCACGGCUGAUGGAGCAAAGCCGUGUUGAAAUGGAGGAAAAUGGACGCACUGUGCGACUCACGUUUCACCCGCUUUCUGACUGCGUUGUGGAUGAGGCACUGCUCGUGGUGCCUUGUUUACCGCCGAAUAUCACUCAGCAACCUCAUACGCUUGGUGGGGGCGCAAAAGGCGAGGAUUGCCGCUCAGAUAACGCGUUUGUUGUCACACCAAAGACUCUAAUUUGCAUUGAUACUGACAGACUUGUGCAGAUGGCCCCAGCACAGUAUAUUACCGGGAAUAUGAUUGAAAUUCCUAUAGUGAAAGAAAAGAGUGCUGGAACUGGUUCAAGAAUAAAGGUCAUGAAUAGUAAUUCGUGCGUCAAUGCUGUCGAAGCAUCGAUUAGCGGAAAUGAAUGGGAUGAGGAGAACCAAGUAUUUCGUUUUGGUGCGAUUCGCGGUGGCUUGGUCACACUUUGUUAUAUGCCAUUCCCAGAAGCUUUGCCUCAUGUGAUGCUGGAAGUAGGUGAGACAUUAACAAUAGCGGGCCCUGAAGGGGUUUCAAUAGAACCGCGUCGAGUUUUUUCUGGUGUGGAGUUUAGGGGCCACGUGUUCGGUACCAACCUUUCGGAACAUGAUGAACUUAUUAUUACGGCACAGUCAUGCAACGAAUUCACGUUUGAAAACACUUUUUUACCCGUGUUUUCUCUCUUCAGUAGUACUCGAGCCCUUUUCUUUGGCAUUAUAAACGAAAAAGGUCACUACCUGGUUUGCUACUGUCGUGAAGGUUCGAAUCGGUAUGUUGGGGUGGCAACACUGGUGGUUGAGAAGGACGUUGAUGCCGCGAUGAAGAAAGGAUCAAAGUAUUUGCCUUUGGAUAGCGUAACGGAUUUUUAUCCUGUUUCUAUUGCGGGGCGUUUGCAGGUUGAUGAGACAAUAAUGCUUUUUUUGAAACAGGAGUCCUUUAAUGUUUCGUCUUUGGUGUGGUCAGGAGGCAGCAUUGUGGGUCAGGGAGAGAUAAACUGCCUGGGGAUGUCUACCAUUACUUCACAGGGUUACGAGCCCCGUACGCUGUCGUUUAUUUUGGGUAACUAUGGUGUUAUGGUAAUAGAUGUCCCGCAGCUACUCUUGGAAGGUGGGGGAGCCGUCCAUAACUACGGGCAUCUUACCAUCGUCGUAGCACAUGUGGGAGAUGAGGGAGCUACCAGUAUUCGUUCUCGAAGUCGCAAUAAUGUAGUUAUUAAUCGGGGUGGUGUGAUUCAUGUCAUCGCAGUGGAACAGGGUCCGGCUGUGUUGUGCCAAACACAUAUAAUGAACACAAAGGGAUCACUUGUGCUCUCAGGGAACUUGAAAAUUACGGAAAUGGUGAUUGGGGAAAGGGCAAAACUGGUUUUACAGCAUGGAGCCCGCGUGUAUACCUCGGAUGCGCGGCUCAGUGGAACAAUUGUAUUGUUAGAGAAUUCGGAGCUAACACUUAUGGGAGACUCUUCGCUUGUCUCAGCCAAAGUGAUAGGGAACCGAAGCCGUAUUUUUCUUACUGGGAAAUCACUGUUGCUUGAUUCUAUUGCUGUUACAGGCGAAGUUACAACAGACAUUAUUGGCCCGUUAGCCGGCCCUUCCAUUGUUUUGGUUGCAUUAUGCGGUGUGAUUGCCUUUGGAGAAGGGUCACACCUGAAUCUUCGCAGGGCACAUUUAAUUACUAACACGGGUUUGGCGCAACUUAUUAUUGCGGGGGCGCUAACUGCAGAUAUAGACUCCGUGGUGCUCUCUGGUAACAUAUGGAUUCAAGACAACAACAUCACCGUCGUCUAUGGAAGUGGCAGCAGACACCGUGUACAAAAAGGAGAGGAGUCUUCUUUGGUGUCCUUUGCUGUUAGUGGGAAUGCGACGCUUGUAGCAUUAGAUGUCUCGUCGCCACCGGAUUUUAGUGUAAACUGUGAUACAAUGCUAUCCUUGUUUGGCUACGUUAAGAUUGAUGGUCGUUUCCUCGUGCGAGGGUGUGUGGCAGUUCCUCUCGGCGGUGUAAUUGGAGGCUCAGUGGAAUAUCUAAAGCUUCCCGACGAAGCGGCCAGGCUUAUGCCGCUUCUCCUUGCUGCUAAUAUACGCCUACCAUUGAAUGGCGUUCUACCGCGAGGCGCGAGUCUCAUAUUGGGUGGUGAAAUGCUACUUCGCAAUGGGGCAAGACUUAACUUGGAUGGAAUUGUUAUGAAAAAUGCGGCACUUAUUGGAGCAGGCACCGUUUAUGUAGGGGCCCAAACAAUUCUCUCUGUUGACCACGGCUCACGCCUUGUCUUAGGUGGCGGUUGUGUAAUUAACGCCGCAGUGACUUACGUGGAAGGCCUCCUGGAGGCGGACAUGUUACUUGGGCCGCUGAUCAAUGGGUCGCUCGAGAUUGCAACCGGUGGCCGGGUGAAGUUAUACUCUGUUCAGACAACACCAUGCGUGAAUGUACUCAGUGCCAGCGGAGGUGUACGAUGGGCACAUGAUUUAAUUGUCGAGUGCCAUUACUAUCCGCUGCCGUCAGUGUCAGGGUAUUUCAGUAAAGCAUCGGAUCGUAAAAAAAAUGACGAAUUGCGACGAAAGUGGUUUGUGCUGCCGCCAGAUAUGGAAUGUUCAGAAGAAUAUUUACUUGAAGAGGCUAACAAGCUGUUUAUUGUGUUCCACUGUUUUCAUAUGAUGCCCCAUGAUCCACCACCAGGUGUGCCAUCGACGCGUAGUAUGAUUAAGUGGGGGAUAACAUUUGUUUUGUUAGGUUUCAUGGUUAUGCAAUUUUUUCUGCUUGCCAAUGGGAUGUCAUGGAAGCAAUGGCUUAUGGAUCUUAGAAAAAAACCACCUCUGCGUCUGACUCUCUCGCGGUCCGAGUUUACACUACAUGCAAUGAACUAUGUGAUACUUGCUACACUGCUGUUCAAUGUGUUUCAGAGAUCUAUGGUGGCGAUUCCUCCACAAGCACCACUGCCUGUUGGUUUUAUGUCAUUUGUACGCUUCCGCAGCGUGUUGCUCAUUCUGCCCCAUCGUCUGAUAAACUUCCAAGUGACGAUGCGAAGAGUGACGAUGGGCACAUUCAUCUGGGGAUUCACCUCGAUCACACUGAUGGUGCUGGGCAAAAAUAGCAUUCGUCGACGAUUGUGCGGGAAGUGGGGGCAAAGAAUUAUGCAAAUCCUUUUACGCGUGGAACACGUUUUACAGGUUUUUCUCAUCGUGUUUUCCUUUCCUUUCCGAUCUCUCGUCCUCGACACUUUCGCAUGCAACACGUUUCUCAGUGAAUUUACUACAUGCUCGGAGGCUCAUAAUAAUAUGAUUGUUCCGACCAUCUCACUUUUGCUGUUCUGUUUCGUGAUACAGUCUGGAAGGCUUUCGGCAAUGCAGCUCUUAAAAUGCGAUUUGCGGUGCCGUCUAUCGGUGUUGGUUGCCCUGGAUGCAUUGUCAUUGACGGAAAGUGGCAUGUGGAAAGUAUUUAGCAACAGUUCGCUGUUGUUGUUUGUCAGCAACUUUUCCUUUGCAUGUUUGCGACUGCUGUUGCUUUUCUACGCCACCCCCACUGCCUACAGAAACAUCAAUAGACUUAUGAUUCAGUUUUCGUGUUCGGCGUUGUUUGCACACGUGUGUAUAAUAUUGCACGUAAUUCGGGUUUAUUUGGGAUUUGCGAAAACGUGCCGUGAUGGGGAGAUGUAUUUUAUUGUGGUGGUGACCCUUUGGAUUGUCACGGUAGGUGGUAGUGUUUGGUACAACAUAAUCGCCGCACAGGAUGAAUCUGCGACCACAAACAACGUGGCUAUUGAUGCAAUUCAGCGCUCUAUUCAGCAGAUUCAUAGCCGAAUACAAGAAUUGCAAUACGAGUUUCUGACAUGUGCAUCUGCAGAGGAGCGACAAAACGUGUUGAACGCCACAGCCCGCCUUAACAUGGAAUUGUUGGAAAAACAAAAACGAUACCACUACGAGAAGUACCGCUUGCUUGGUAGUUUUUAUUUUAAUGGACUUAUUAAGGAACCAACGCGUCCGCGGACAGUCUUGACCAAAAAAAACAACCAAUUUUUGUGA
Messenger RNA from Trypanosoma rangeli, 4338 nucleotides. Its product is annotated as putative protein kinase-like protein. Lineage: Eukaryota; Euglenozoa; Kinetoplastea; Trypanosomatida; Trypanosomatidae. The transcript has a single exon. The record is from RefSeq and is a predicted model, not a curated record. The coding region runs from base 1 to 4338 and encodes 1445 amino acids.